Messenger RNA from Emiliania huxleyi CCMP1516, 2262 nucleotides. RefSeq lists its product as hypothetical. Lineage: Eukaryota; Haptophyta; Isochrysidales; Noelaerhabdaceae. Bases 1194 to 2039 code for a protein of 281 amino acids. The transcript has 2 exons. The record is from RefSeq and is a predicted model, not a curated record.
CGCCCUUGCAUGUCAGGAACACCCAAUCUGUGUCUGUGCCCGGGCCUUUUGCCAUGCCUCUUUGGAAGAACCUCUCGAUGCCAUCGCUCUGGGCUGGGCAGGUCAAGGCGAAGGAAGAGCGUCCUGGCAUGGCCCGGACCAGCUCAGAGUUGAGCGCCUCGGCCACCGUUUCGAGCCGCUCGACCAGCGGCAGCGCCAAGCGGAGCGCGUGCGUCGCCAUCAAAAAGAAACCGGCCGACUGGAAUGCGCCCCCGGUGAUCAGCGGGGCGGCAUACAGCGACCUCGAGCGACUUGUUCGGCAGCUUCACGAGAGGGAUCUGCCAGAGACUUCCGCCGUGGGGGGCGUAUCUCGCAAGGCCUCUGGCGACUCGUCCACCUCGACCGACCUCUCCGGCUCUGACUCGAGCCUCUCCGCCAGCCUCGCCACCUCCUUUUCCGAGCGCCCCUCUCCGGGCCCCUUUGCUGCAGAGAGCGCAAACCAAAACUCUGGGCCGACGGUCAUCAUCUCGGUGACCGCCGGCGCGAGCCUGCCCGAGGCGAGGGCCGAGGUGGACUCGCUCCAGGAGCUGCUCCCUGGCCCCGUCUCAGUGCACGAGAACCCGGCGGCGGGCGACCUGUCCGCAGUCCUGCGCGGCGCGAGGCACCUGCACAUGGCCAGCCACAUGCGCAAGGGCUGCGCCACUUUCGUGCGCGGCGCGCGGCCCGAGGUUGUCACCUUCGAGCCAGUCGUGCUCGCCGCGCCGGCCUGCCUCGAGCGCGCCGUCCUCAACGCGUGCUACUCCGCCUCGCUCGCAAAGCUGCUGCACGCGCGCGGCGGCGCGCGCAUCUUUUGCUGGCGGAGCCGCGUCGAGGACGAGGCGGCGCGCAUAUUCGGGGAGGCGGUCUGGCUCUCGCUUCUGCUCGGCCGCUCCGACCGCGACGCCUUCGAGGCCGGCCGCUUCGCCGUGACGGCCGACACCAAGCCGGUCGUGGCGCGCGACGGCGGGCCCGCCCGCUCGCAAAAGUUCACGCUGCGUGACCCGGACGAGUCCGAGGGCGGGGAGAGUUGCGAAGUGGUGAGCAGUGGGAUCCGGCUGGUCGCCGCCGGGGUGCCCGAGCUGUACGACAGCACCCGCUUCCCCUUCUGCCUCUCCCUCGAGCUCCCCGCCCUCGCCUCGCCCGACGAGGACUCCGACAGCCUCGCGCGCGCAAAGAUGCACCUGCGAGGCUACCUGCGGCGCAAGUGCGGCCUCUCCUCCUUCCGCGACUCUGACCUCGAGAUCGACCGGCUGACGGCGGUGUGGCGCAUCGUCCUCUUCGAGCGGGACGGCUUCGAGAUCACGCGCGCCAACGGCGAGGCGCUCGCGGACGAGCUGCGCGGCCGGUACGGCGCGACGCACGCAGAGAUCGAGCUCAAGGAGAUCCGGAGGGGGUCGGUGCUCCUCACGCUGGUCGGGGAGCCGUCCGCCUUCGAGCGAGCGGCGAGCGACGCGGAGCUGUUCUCCCUGGGCGGGAUGGGCCUCAAGGAGCCCGUGCAGCUCCUCGCGCUGCGCGCGCAGGUGUACGCGACCAAGGCGGUGCACGCAGCGCUGCUCGGGCCGGGCUGCGAAGGCGGCGGCGGCGGGCAGGCGGAGGCGGACUCGUCGGCGCCGCGGGAGGAGACGGAGGCGCGCGUCGUCGUGGCGCCCCUCCCGCCCGGCCUCGCCGACCUCGGCUACACGGAGCAGAUGGAGGCCACAGAGGCGGCGUUCAGCGCCUGGGUGUGGCGGGGGGAGGAGGGGUACCCCGAGGCGGUCGUCCCGCGGGCGACGGUCGCGUCGACGUCGUCCGAGCCCCGCGGCUCGGCCGAGGCCCGCGUCUCGACCGAACGCGAAUUGGCGCUCGAGCGACGGCAGGAGCGCAGCAUCAAGAGGGAGCACAGCGCCAAGGCCUCCCGACCGCCGUCCGGUGGGGAGCAGUCCCUUUACAUCCAGCCGCACCGAUUGCCGGCGCCGGGCGAGGCGCUCGCGGAGUCACCGGCGACGGCGCCGCCGCCGUCCAAGGAGAAGGGACUUGCGUAGCGAGACGAGCUGAGAUGAUACCAUACGUACUGACUGUGACUAUGCACAGAGCAUCUCCCAUCGUCCCAUGCAGUCUGGAGAGUUUGACCUCCGCCCUGACUACGUCUAUCGGCUAUCGCGCUUACCGGGCUCAGGCCGCGGGGGCGCUCACUAUUUGUCUAUCGCGCACAGUUGCUCUACGUGAGGGUGCCCGCUUUUCUUCGUUUGCAUGUCUAUUAUACAC